Molecule: messenger RNA, 502 nt
Organism: Pongo pygmaeus (Bornean orangutan)
Lineage: Eukaryota; Metazoa; Chordata; Mammalia; Primates; Hominidae
Gene: HBM
Product: hemoglobin subunit mu
Exons: 3
Coding region: 21-446 (141 amino acids)
Biological process (GO): oxygen transport; hydrogen peroxide catabolic process
Cellular component (GO): haptoglobin-hemoglobin complex; blood microparticle; hemoglobin complex
Molecular function (GO): oxygen binding; organic acid binding; heme binding
Source: RefSeq, a predicted model, not a curated record
AGAGCACGUCAGGCGGCGCCAUGCUCAGCGCCCAGGAGCGCGCCCAGAUCGCGCAGGUCUGGGACCUGAUUGCGGGCCACGAGGCGCAAUUCGGGGCGGAGCUGCUGCUCAGGCUCUUCACAGUGUACCCCAGCACCAAGGUCUACUUCCCGCACCUGAGCGCCUGCCAGGACGCCACGCAGCUGCUGAGCCACGGGCAGCGCAUGCUGGCGGCGGUGGGCGCGGCGGUGCAGCACAUGGACAACCUGCGCGCCGCGCUGAGCCCGCUGGCGGACCUGCACGCGCUCGUGCUGCGCGUGGACCCAGCCAACUUUCCGCUGCUAAUCCAGUGUUUCCACGUCGUGCUGGCCUCCCACCUGCAGGACGAGUUCACCGUACAAAUGCAAGCGGCGUGGGACAAGUUCCUGACUGGUGUGGCCGUGGUGCUGACCGAAAAAUACCGCUGAGCCCUGUGCUGCGCAGGCCUUGGUCUGUGCCUGUCAAUAAACAGAGGCCCGAAACA